AUGGCCGGCCGCCCCGUUGCGCGCUCGCGGAGGCUACGGCUGCUGGCCGCGCUGCCACCGCUCGCGCUGCUGGGCCGGCUGGCGCUCCAGGUGCCCCAGCCGCCUUGCUGGGUGCGGGGCGCGGCGAUCGCCCGCGGCCGUGGAGAGUGCGGGCCGCUGUCGCGGGCUGCCGCCGGCGGUGCUGGCAGCGGUGCUGGUACGAGCUCCAGCCGCAAGAAGGUCGUAAUCAUAGGAGCUGGCUGGGGCGGCCUCGGAACGGCGCACAAGCUGUCCAAGGAUCCCAACAUUGACGUCACUGUAGUCGACGCGGCGCCGCGUCCUGGCGGCCUGGUGAACGAUGGUUUUCAGACUCCGGGAGGCCGCCCGAUGGAGGCUGGCAUCCAUGGUUUCUGGGACGAGUACGACAACAUCUUCAAGCUCGUUCACGAGGAGCUGGGCCUGAGCGGCGAUCAGGACCCCUUCACUGGUUACGAGGAACAGGGGCAGUACAGUCCCCAGGGGCUGGAAGCCGUCUGGCCGAUCUACCGCGAUCAGCCCAAACUGCCCACAGGACUUGGACAGGCUCUCUUCACCCGGUUCACGAAUCUUUCGCCUUUGGAUCGUGCCACCGCCGCACCGUUGAUCUUGGCCUUCAGCGAGUUCGACGAUUCCCCUGAGGCGUGGGAGAAAUUCGACCGCAUGUCUUUCAGGGAUCUCUGCUCCAAGCUGGGAGUGUCGCGCAAGCUUUACGACGAGGCCUUCGAGCCGAUGAUCCUCACGGGGCUGUUUGCGCCUGGGGAGCAGUGCAGCGCCGCUGCCGCGCUGGGCAUGGCGUAUUUCUUUGUGCUGAAGGGGCAGAACGCAUUCGACGUCCGCUGGUGCCGCGGUAACGUCGGCGAGAAGAUCUUCCAGCCUUGGGUGGGGCAGAUGGAGGAGCGCGGCAACGUCCGCUUCUGCUCUGGCUGUCGUGUCGCAGACGUCAUCGAGGCCGAGGGUGGCGGCCAGCUGUCCGGCGUCCAGUGCCGGAACACGACGAGCGGCGAGGAGUUCUGUCUCGAGGCCGACGAGGUUGUCUUCGCCGUCGGCAUGGGCGCUCUGAAGGCCAUGUCGCGCUGGCCAGUGCUGGCGAAGCACCCAGAGUUUGCGCGCUUCGGGAAUCUGAGGGGAACAGACGUGCUCGCCACCAGGCUGUGGUUCGACCGCGACGUGCAGACGCCAUACUGGGCGAACCCCAGCUGGGGAUUCGACGAGGGCGUCGGCAUGGUCUGGUUCGACGUGAAGCGCAUGCACGCGCCGACGCAUGACCAUGAGCCUGGCGCUGUGAUCGAGAUGGACUUCUAUCACGCGGGAUCGUUGCUGCCCCUUAGCGACGACGCGCUCGUGGAGAAGGUCACCGCGCAGCUUCGCACCAUGGUGCCUGGUUUCGGGGGCGCGAAAGUGGUGGACGCUGCCGUGGUGCGACUUCCCGGCGGCGUGAAUUGGUACUUCCCAGGAUCCUACCGCAGCAUGCCGGAGACCAAGUCCUCGAGCUUCAGGAACGUGCACUUUGCUGGUGAUGUCGUGCGCAGCCGGCACGGCAGCUGGAGUCAGGAGAAGGCCUACGUCAGCGGCGUUGAGGCCGCUAACGCCAUCCUCGGCCGCGACGCGUGGCACGGCGUCGAGCGCCUGCGGUCCGACGAGCCGCACGUAGCGGCGGGCAGGGCGGCCUCGCGGCUGCUGCGCGCCGUGCUGGGCGGCGGCAGCCCGGCGCGCGGGCCCUCGGUGGCGGACUUCCUGUUCUGA
Molecule: messenger RNA, 1761 nt
Organism: Prorocentrum cordatum
Lineage: Eukaryota; Dinophyceae; Prorocentrales; Prorocentraceae
Source: the annotation of a GenBank genome assembly